Trematomus bernacchii (emerald rockcod) is the source of this 1221-nucleotide messenger RNA. RefSeq names its product caspase-8-like. Lineage: Eukaryota; Metazoa; Chordata; Actinopteri; Perciformes; Nototheniidae. Bases 120 to 962 code for a protein of 280 amino acids. The transcript has 4 exons. Gene Ontology annotation, biological process: proteolysis. The record is from RefSeq and is a predicted model, not a curated record. Gene Ontology annotation, molecular function: cysteine-type endopeptidase activity.
AAAACCUUAAAGUGUAAAUAUAUUAGAUUGUGUCCACACAGCCCGGCCCUAAUCCAUUCCAGUUUCAUCAUGUUGUGUUUGUGUGAAAUUGUUUCUGUUGUUUUCAGGACGAGCAGUACAUGUUGAGGAGCAAGCCCACUGGCCUCUGCCUGAUCAUAAACAACAAACAUUUUGUUGGUGGUGACGUGAGAUAUGGAACCGAUAAAGAUGCUGGAAGAUUGGCAGAGGUGUUCAGCUGGCUGGGGUUCAGAGUGCUGAUGUGUAAAGACCAAACCAAGGACCAGAUGGAGCGAGCGCUGAAAUGCUUUGCUUCUCAGUGGGGCCUUUCUCAGCUGCAGGAGUUCAAGGUCCAGGUCCAGGAGUGGACUGGAAGCAGAUUCACCAAACUUCGAGAGGCUCCUCGGCAUGGCGAUGCCUUCAUCUGCUGUGUUCUCAGUCACGGAGACAAGGGUGUCGUAUCGGGGGUUGAUAGGAAGCCCCUCCGUAUCAAACAAAUAACGAGAAUCUUCAUGGCAACUCCUCAAUCUCCCCUCACUGCCAAGCCCAAAGUGUUCCUGAUCCAGGCCUGCCAGGGGGGCCAGAUACAUCCUAAGGUGUUAUUAAAGGGUCUGCAGGCUGAUGGCUCUCGCUCGACACAGCCGGCUGAUGGCUCUCCCUCGAAAUUCAUCCCUCAGGAAGCAGAUUUUCUAGUUCAUACUGCCACUAUUGAAGAUUAUUAUUCUAUGAGAGACCCAGAGGAGGGGAGCUGGUUCAUCCAAUCUGUCUGUAACCAGCUAAUAGAGGGCUGUCAGAGGAAUGAAGAAAUUGAAGUCAUACUCCGCCGCGUGAACAAGGAAGUAGCCAGGAAAGACAGUGUUUUGAGAUGUGUUCCGGAGUCUGGUACGAGCUGUGGUCCAACAACGCAGAUGCCUGCAAUUUGGCACACCCUGAGGAAGCGUCUUGUGUUGACUCCUCGCAACUGAAGCCUCAUCGCCAAACACACAAUACUCACUGACUGAGGGCACCUGGCCGCCGGCACCUGAGGAGUGAAAGGCCUGAGCCAGAGUCUCUCUCUCUGCUGAGGAUCUGUUUGGAAAGCAGCUAUCUGAUUCAUGCUUUGGUUUACCUUCAUCUUAGUUUGGCAUUUGUUGAGAUCUCCAUAUCAGGUUGAAUAAUUAAAACGAAAGUUAGUUAUAAUCAAAUAUAAUCAAUUAUAUUCUUGUAUAACCCACAAUGAAAAUG